Molecule: messenger RNA, 822 nt
Organism: Quercus lobata
Lineage: Eukaryota; Viridiplantae; Streptophyta; Magnoliopsida; Fagales; Fagaceae
Product: deacetoxyvindoline 4-hydroxylase-like
Exons: 4
Coding region: 1-822 (273 amino acids)
Source: RefSeq, a predicted model, not a curated record
AUGCAUUGGACAACGAUAGAGAGAGAGCUGAGAGUCUUUGAUGAUACAAAGGUUCAGCUCACCUCCAGAGUUCAGAUUCCAGAGAUUGACCUCAAAGGCAUCCACGAAGGUGGUCUCCGACGCAAACAAAUCAUUGAGGAAAUUCAGCAUGCUUCAGAGACAUGGGAAUUCUUCGAGAUUGUGAACCAUGGGAUCUCUGAAGAUGUCAUGAACAACCAAUUGAAGUUAAAAGGGAGUACUACACGCGAGACGGAUAUUAUGAUAAGUUAUUCAGAGCAUCAAACAAGGCUGAAAUUUACCCUCUUGGAGUUACUAUCAGAGACCUUAGGGCUCAAACCUAAUCACCUGAUUGAGAUGGAGUGUGGUGUCGGGCACAGCCUUAUAGGUUACUACCAUCCGGCAUGCCCUGAGCCUGACCAAACAAAAGGAGCCAAUGAGCAUACAGAUCCUGAUUUCUUCACUAUUCUUCUACAAGACCAAAUUGGAGGCCUCCAAGUCCAUUAUCAAAAUCAGUGGGUUGAUAUCCCUCCUAAGACUGGAGCUUUGGUAGUUAACCUUGGUGACUUCUUUCAGCUUAUCUCUAAUGACAAGUUCAAAAUCUCCAAGCAUAGAGUCCUGACAAACCUUGUAGGCCCAAGAAUAUCAGUGUCAUGUUUCGUCAGCACUCAUUUGCAGCCAUUUAACAGGGUUUAUGGUCCAAUAAAGGAAUUGUUAUCAGAUGACAAUCCUGCUCUAUACAGGGAAACACUGGUCAGAGACUAUGUUGCAGAUUAUGUCUUAAAAGAACUUGGCAGCCCAGCACUUUCAUAUGUGAGACUCUGA